AUGAAUCAUCAACAACCAUUGGAAGAAGAUACCAUCAUGGAAAUCAAGGAAACUGACAUGCUUUCACCUACUGGUGACAGUGAAACAACAUUCAGAACUGCCCAUUUUCUCAAACCUAUUGCAAACUCCAUUCAUGAACUUAACUACAAUCACUUUAACUUUAACCCAUCAUCAUCUUCUUCUGGUUUUGAACCAAAGAAAGGGUCUUUCAAAAUCCGUUUCAAUGGGUGGCGUUACCCACAAACCAAAUGGGAUAGGUGGGUUGAUCAACUUAAGCCCAAGUAUGAAUCAGUGUGGAAGAAAGCUGGAAUCUUUGAACCUAUAAUGAGUACUAAGAGCCACAUAAUGAAAAAUCAAGACUUGGUUUAUGGGGUUGUUGAGAAAUGGUGUUCUGAGACAAAUACAUUUGUGUUUCCAUUUGGUGAAGCAACAAUCACUUUGGAGGAUGUUUUGGUUUUGGGAGGUUACUCUCUCUUUGGUCAUCCUGUUUUCACAUCACUUGAAGAUCAGAAAAUGAAAGAGGUGGAGCAAAAGCUCAUCAUUGCAAGACAGGAGAGGACUACAAACUGUCAGACACCUUCAACAUCAAUGUGGAUGGAUAUUUUCAUUGGUAGAGGGAGUGACAUUGAACAUGAAGCAUUUCUUGCUACUUGGUUGUCAAUUUUUGUUUUUCCUCAUAAAUACCAUGUGGUGAAAAGUUGUUUGUUUCCUAUUGCUAUUCUUCUUGCUAGAGGGAAUCCUAUUGCUUUGGCACCUGCUGUGUUGGCUAGCUUAUAUAAAGAUUUGAGUUUGUUCAAGAAACAAAUUGUUAAUUUUAAAAAAUUUCCUGAUAAAUUUCCCUUGGUAUUGGAUGUUAAUCUACAAUCACCCUUUUACUUGGUUCAAGUUUGGGUUUGGGAGAGGUUCAAAAAUUUGCAACCACAACCCAAUUUGAUCAACAAUGGAGACCAUGUAUUGUUGAGGUGGCAGGAGGUUAAGCCGUUGAAUAUUAAGAAUGUAAGGAUGGAAUUAGAUUCAGCUGUGGAUGAUUUUAUUUGGCGUCCUUAUGUUCGAUAUGCUGAUAAGUGUAGAAUGUUUUAUCCUAAUGAAGAAAUUUUGGUACCAUUAAAGGAAGAUUUGAUGGAUGAACAAAUGCGUUCAUUUGUUAUAUGCUUGAGAGUUUCUGAGCUAGUUGGGUUUGAAUCUAUAGAGCAAUAUCUACCACAUAGAGUUGCUAUGCAAUUUGGAUUGGAUCAAGAUGUUCCUGGUUAUGUGUCUAGAUCCAAUGCGACUAAAGCCAUUGCUUGGAAAAAUUACAGCAGACCCUUAUCCGAUUCUGAUAAAAGUUUAUAUUUUCCAUCUAGAUUUUUUGUGGCUGAUGUUACCUUGCGUUAUGCAAAUUGGUGGAAGAAAUUGGUAUCACCUCCUCAGGGUUUUGCUAAGAAUGUUGUUCCACAGAAGAGAAGUGGAACAAGUUCAUCAGAAUGUAGACCUCAUUCUAAGGUUCCACUUGAGUUUCCUCUUCCUAAACUUGUUAGUUGCACUGCUGUUACUUAUGGAAAAUCUUGUGGUGAUGAUUCAAAAACUAGCAAGGGAGAUAAUAUUGUUAGUGAUGACGUUUCUUCUAAUUUUGUUCCUAAACUUCUGAAAACUAUACCCUCCGAAAGUUCUGUUCCAGAUGGUUUGAAAGUUGGUGAAAAUAUUGAUGCUGAUGCUCCUUCAAGUUUACCACCAAAACAGAACAUUCUGACUCCUUUGAUGUCUUCUGAGAAUUGUAAGCAUGAGUUGGAAGAUGUUGAGUUUAAAGAAGUAAAUGAGAGCAAAGAAGCAGACUGUCAAAUGACAGAAGCUGCGAAUCCGGGACUCAAGAAGAAAGCUAUAUUGAUUUAUGUGAAGGAAUCACAGCAGAACUUGAAGAAAGAGUUAGCCGACUUGAGAAUUGAAUGGAAGGUUGAUGCUUUGAAGCCACUUGAUAGAAAUGGAUUUCAAGAGAACAUGGAAUUUCUUGCAGAGAUUUUGCUUUUGAGUCUUUUAUACCACCUUAAUCUUGUCAAUUUAGUAGAAUUAUAG
Trifolium pratense (red clover) is the source of this 2049-nucleotide messenger RNA. RefSeq lists its product as uncharacterized. The record is from RefSeq and is a predicted model, not a curated record. Lineage: Eukaryota; Viridiplantae; Streptophyta; Magnoliopsida; Fabales; Fabaceae. The transcript is spliced from 3 exons. The coding region runs from base 1 to 2049 and encodes 682 amino acids. Gene Ontology annotation, biological process: meristem maintenance; meristem development.